Messenger RNA from Yamadazyma tenuis ATCC 10573, 354 nucleotides. RefSeq lists its product as uncharacterized. Lineage: Eukaryota; Fungi; Ascomycota; Pichiomycetes; Serinales; Debaryomycetaceae. The record is from RefSeq and is a predicted model, not a curated record.
AUGUUUGAACCUCUUAGUGAAAUGCCCGAGUCAUCCUCCAAACUGGAGUUUUCCGGAGAAUACAUCUGGGUAAAUGAGUGGCACAAACUUCAAGAUCCCCUGCUCCGCAAGAUCAUCCGUCACGGAACUCAGUUAAAAAGCUGGCACAAAGUCCCUAAAAACAACGAUAGCCCAUCCGGUUUGGACCUUGAUGCAAAUAGCGUGUUAGACUUGAAGAACUUGAAGUACUAUGAAGAAGUUCCAAUUGUCGACCACUCUAAAAAGAAGAUUGAUGAAAUUGAGUCGAGGGAGCAUGAGAUGAAUGGAGACUCAGAUGUGAAAGUAGAGAAGCGUGAAAUGGGGGAUUUGGAAUGA